Messenger RNA from Anolis carolinensis (green anole), 7456 nucleotides. Its product is annotated as zinc finger protein 658B-like. The transcript has 3 exons. Bases 1661 to 3733 code for a protein of 690 amino acids. The record is from RefSeq and is a predicted model, not a curated record. Lineage: Eukaryota; Metazoa; Chordata; Lepidosauria; Squamata; Anolidae.
CUUAUAUUGUGCUAUGCUAAUAAUAUAUUGUAUGUACAUUUGAAUUGUAAGCCGCUCUGAGUCCCCUUCGGGGGUGAGAAAAGCGGCAUAUAAAUGUAGUAAGUAAAUAAAUAAAUAAAUAAAUAAGUCACUCCCUCAAACGGAUAUAGUCAUUUUUUUCAACCUCUUUCGGGCUGAUGAGUUAGAAACCCAGAGCUCAGGGGUAGAUUUUGGAGCCUCCGGUGGCCUAGGGGAUAAAAGCCUCCGGGCUUGAAGGUUGGGCUGCUGACCUGAAGGCUGCCAGGUUCAGAUCCCACCCGGGGAGAGCGCGGGUGAGCUCCCUCUCUCAGCUCCAGCUCCAUGCGGGGACAUGAGAGAAGCUUCCCUCCCACAAGGAUGGUAAAACAGCAGAACAUCCAGGCAACGUCCCCUGGGCAACGUCCUUGCAGACGGCCAAUUCUCUCACUCCGGAAGCAACUCGGGUUGCUCCUGACACGAAAAAAAAGCGAUAGAUUCUCCUGAAUUGACCGACUGGCCCCCCGUUUCAGUAGGGAAGGAGCAGACCUGAUCGUUGGUCUAAAAAAUGGAAAAGCAGUUGGAUCGGAGUUAAUUAUCCCGGAGAUUUUGACAUCGGAUCCUGAGUGGUGGACCCUCUUCUUGGUGGCAGUCUUCACCAUCAUUAACAACACGGGCAUCCUACCAAACCACUGGCAAUUUGCCAUUAUAGUUCCAAUCUACAGAAAAGGCGACCCUCCCGAUCCUUCCAAUUACUGGCCAAUUAGCCUUCUAUCGGUAAUUGGAAAGCUUUGUGCAAAAUUCCUAUUGAUAAAGUUGCAGACCAGGCUGGACCAGAACAAAACCAUCAGCCCUGAGCAAACUGGAUUCCGUAAGGAUAAAUCCGCCUUGGAUCACUGCUUCGUACUUUCUCAAAUACUCCACGUGUUACUGCAUUACUCCCAGUUUUUAAUCUCUCUUAUCUUGACAUCCAUUGCUUAAACUACUAAAAAGAAUCCCCCCAAAAGUUGAUCUGUCUUCUAUAUUAUUGUCCAUUAUUUUGAAAUCCAAUAGUCCUGUCUUUCUUCUUCAAUAAUCAUCUUGUAUUUGAUCUUGGUUCAAUUGCUUGUCUUUUCUUUUCAGUAUUUAUACCCCGCCCUUCUCGCCCCGAAGGGGACUCAGAGCGGCUUACAGAACACGCAUACGGCAAACAUUCAGUGCCUGAUUCUACAAUUAACAAGGACAGACAACGCAGACACAGACGCAUAACCCGGACCCUUCCCUCGGCAGAGAGGGCCGUCCUGCGGAAAGAAGGGCGUCUGCAGGGAGGGAUUGGCGGAGGCCAUGCAGAAGAAGCUCCAGGCCGAAGUGGAGAAGGACCAGCAGGUGCCAAAAGGUAACUUCUGAAAAAGCUCUGCAAAGAAUACGUUGUGAGAGCUUUGCCCAAGGAGUGCUCUAAGUCUAAAGGGACUUCAAAAUACACAGCAAUGACAACAAGAAAAAAUAAGUAGUAAAAAUAUAUUUCAAGCUACAAACCUAUGCAGUUAAGAGGAGGAAAUAAGAUUGUGCUGAAAAAAGAGAGGCUUGGGAAAGCGAGCAGAAGGCUACAGCAAUACAAAGACUGUGCUGCUCAGGAGGUUAUAUCUGUGAACCCCUGGCAUAAUAUUUGAAUUAUAAAUAUAAAAGAAUGGCAAGUCCUCUACCUCCCUAUCCUAGAUCACACACAGGGGAGAAGUUACAUCAGUGUCUGGAAUGUGGGAAACAAUUUGAUUGGAAAAAUUCUCUUACUGUACAUGAACGGACCCACACAGGGGAGAAGCCAUAUGAAUGUGUGGAAUGUGGAAAGAGCUUCAGUCGGAGUGACAAAUUACGUUCCCAUCAAAGGACCCACACAGGGGAGAAACCCUAUAAAUGCAUAGAAUGUGGAGAAAGCUUCAGUCGGAGUGACAGUCUACGUUCCCAUCAAAGGACCCACACAGGGGAGAAGCCAUAUAAAUGCAUGGAAUGUGGAGAAAACUUCAGUCACAGUGGCAGUCUACGUUCCCAUCAAAGGACCCACACAGGGGAGAAGCCCUCUAAAUGCAUGGAAUGUGGAGAAAACUUCAGUCACAGUGGCAGUCUACGUUCCCAUCAAAGGAAGCACACAGGGGAGAAGCCCUAUAAAUGCAUAGAAUGUGGAGAAAACUUCAGUCGGAGUGACAGUCUACGUUCCCAUCAAAGGAAGCACACAGGGGAGAAGCCAUAUAAAUGCAUAGAAUGUGGAGAAAGCUUCAGUCAAAGUGGCAGUCUACGUUCCCAUCAAAAGACCCACACAGGGGAGAAGCCACAUAAAUGCGUAGAAUGCGGAAAGAGCUUCAGUCACAGUGGCAAUCUACGUUCCCAUCAAAGGACUCACAUAGGGGAGAAGCCAUAUGAAUGUGUGGAAUGUGGAAAGAGCUUCAGUCGGAGUGACAAAUUACGUUCCCAUCAAAGGACCCACACAGGGGAGAAACCCUAUAAAUGCAUAGAAUGUGGAGAAAGCUUCAGUCGGAGUGACAGUCUACGUUCCCAUCAAAGGAUCCACACAGGGGAGAAGCCAUAUAAAUGCAUGGAAUGUGGAGAAAGCUUCAGUCGGAGAGACAAACUACGUUUCCAUCAAAGGACCCACACAGGGGAGAAGCCCUCUAAAUGCAUGGAAUGUGGAGAAAACUUCAGUCACAGUGGCAGUCUACGUUCCCAUCAAAGGAAGCACACAGGGGAGAAGCCCUAUAAAUGCAUGGAAUGUGGAGAAAACUUCAGUCACAGUGGCAGUCUACGUUCCCAUCAAAGGAAGCACACAGGGGAGAAGCCCUAUAAAUGCAUAGAAUGUGGAGAAAGCUUCAGUCGGAGUGACAGUCUACGUUCCCAUCAAAGGAAGCACACAGGGGAGAAGCCAUAUAAAUGCAUAGAAUGUGGAGAAAGCUUCAGUCAAAGUGGCAGUCUACGUUCCCAUCAAAGGAAGCACACAGGGGAGAAGCCCUAUAAAUGCAUGGAAUGUGGAGAAAACUUCAGUCGGAGUGACAGUCUACGUUCCCAUCAAAGGACCCACACAGGGGAGAAGCCAUAUAAAUGCAUAGAAUGUGGAAAGAGCUUCAGUCAGAGUGACAAGCUACGUUCCCAUCAAAGGACCCACACUGGGGAGAAGCCAUAUAAAUGCAUAGAAUGUGGAAAGAGCUUCAGUCAGAGUGACAAGCUACGUUCCCAUCAAAGGACCCACACAGGGGAGAAGCCAUAUAAAUGCAUAGAAUGUGGAAAGAGCUUCAGUCAGAGUGACAGUCUACGUUCCCAUCAAAGGACCCACACAGGGGAGAAGCCAUAUAAAUGCAUAGAAUGUGGAAAGAGUUUCAGUCAGAGUGGACAUCUACGUUCCCAUCAAAGGACCCACACAGGGGAGAAGCCACAUAAAUGCCUGGAAUGUGGAAAGUGCUUCAGUCAGAGUGACAAGCUACGUUCCCAUCAAAAGACCCACACAGGGGAGAAGCCACAUAAAUGCGUAGAAUGCGGAAAGAGCUUCAGUCACAGUGGCAAUCUACGUUCUCAUCAAAGGACCCACACAGGGGAGAAGCCACAUAAAUGCAUGAAAUGUGGAGAAAGCUUCAGUCAGAGUGACAGUCUACGUUCCCAUCAAAGGACCCACACAGGGGAGAAGCCAUAUAAAUGCAUAGAAUGUGGAGAAAGCCUCAGUCAGAGUGUCAGUCUACGUUCCCAUCAAAGGACCCACACAGAGGAGAAGUCACCUUAAUGCACGGAAUAGGAACAGAGCUUUAGAAAAAGUUCAGCAUACAGUAGACAUCACAGAACUCAUGUACCUCUAGAGGAGACGGGCCUUUGAGUUUCCGAAUCUAUAAAAACACAUUGGAAGGAAAGAGGAAGGCCAGCACCUUGCUCUCUCUCCACCAUGAAUCGGAGUUUGUGUGGCCUUGGUUGACGGCUACUGGGAGCAGGUGUCACUCAGAAUGGCAGCAAGCUUGGAAGGGGUUCACCUAACCUCCUCCUCAAAGAGACCCAUCGCAGGCUUCUAGGAUGAUGUGUGAAGGUUUGCUGAAAUGAGCAGCAGCAGAGAUCUCUGGAUUAAAGGGUUCUUAAAAAGAAUAGCUCUUUGGUUGCAGAUAACGUCGUAUCUUCAUACUCCUGCCUUAUUUCUUGGCUCUUCUGCAUUCAAUGGCAUCAAUUGUUUCCCAUGCAUGUGUACUGUAUGUACUGUGAUCUGUCCUGAGUCCCUUGGUUGAAAUUUUGGGUGCUAGCCCUGUACUUUUAACCCUUUUCUGGACUUUGUUGUAUCCUGAAUCAUUGACUCUAAAUUCUGGACUGACGUCUAGGUUUCGUAUAUGGACUUGGACUUUGUUUGUAUCCCUGACUUUCUGGCUUGACUUUGGGACUCUAAAUUCGGUUUGUACUCUUGAUUUCUUGGUUGUUGUUUUAUCAACUCAGCUGAAUGAACUCCUGGCAUGUGACUGUUGGGACUGUGACCUUGGUUCUUGUUAAUUUUCACUCCUGACCUGUAUCUGCAGUACUCAACUUGUCUGCAAUAAUUGGACUCUUGACCUGCACUUGUAUUCAUUGUUCCUUCAACGGUGUUGCUCCAAUUAUUUUAGCUCAGUGGCUCCCAACCUUUUUUUUAACUAGGGAUCAUUUGACAAGGGACCACUCUCCAAAAUUAGUACCAGAAGGGUUAUAAAUCAGUUUUUGGUCAACUUUAGAUUUGGUUUGGUUAUUUGGAGUGAUGAUUCAGAAAAUUGCAUUGGAUAGACCACGUCAGCUCUCAUUCCUGAUAUGCCAUCCAGUGAGUCGUCAUCUGCUCGCCCACAGAAAACCAUAUUUAAUAAUCCUGGGACUAUCAGAGGGUUUCGCGAGACCAGUCACUCUCAUUGUAAUGGUGUAGUAACUGUGAGGCUGUGAACCCUAUUUUAGUUCUUGCGGACCACUGGUGGUCCAUGGACCCCAGGUUGGGAACCACUGUUUUAGCUGGACUGAAGACUUUAGUUUUCCUAUAAAAUAAUAUGGUCUUGGCUUGUCUUGUGUUUGUUUAAUAAACCUCAGACUUUAUACCGAGAGAGCCCUGGAACAUGAGACCAUCAGCCUUGCUUUGUGUGUACUUAUCCCUGUGUAGAGUGAAACCCUUUCUGGAUAUGAGACUGUUCAAUCCCCACCUUUGGCAAAGAGUCCAUUAGGACACACAGUAUCCUUAUAAUAAUAAUAAUAAUAAUAACUUUAUUUUUAUACCCCGCCUCUAUCUCCCCGAAGGGGACUCAGGGCGGCUUACAUGGGGCCAAGCCCGAAUAAAAACAGUAGCAGUAUAAAACACAGCAAUAGACAACAACUUGCACAAUAAAAAAAAAAAAAAAAUAAAAUAAAACAUUAGCCAAUAAAAAACAAGAACUAAUAAAAACAUGGAUUAAAACUGAGAGAUUGUAAAAGUAGACUGGGUAAGGUGCACCAUAUAAAUAUUGUAGACACGAGGUGACUGAUAAAGUGCUGCAAAUUCUGGAAGUGCAAAUUGGGAUGGGAAUAGACCCUGUGUCUAUAUCGAGUUGACAAAGGUAAAAGGUGCAAACCGGUACAAGAAUGGUCACAGAUACAGGUUGCUUCUGGAUGAGCAAUCUUUAUCUAAAGGCUUGAGUAAAGAGCCAGGUUUUCAAGCUCUUUCUGAAUGCUACCAGGGUGGGGGCUUGCCUGAUUUCCCUGGGGAGCGAGUUCCAGAGCCGGGGGGCCACCACGGAGAAGGCCCUCUCUCUCGUCCCCACCAACCGUGCUUGUGACGGAGGUGGGAGCGAGAGGAGGGCCUCCCCCGACGAACGAAGAGAUCGUGCAGGUUCGUAGGGCGAGAGGCGAUCACUAAGGUAGGAGGGUCCCAAACCGUUCAGGGCUUUGUAGGUGAUCACGUGCACCUUGAAUUGGGUCCGGAAGGUGAACGGCAGCCAGUGGAGCUCCUUAAGCAGGAGGGUUGACCGCUCCCUAUAAUUUGCUCCAGUUAGAAGCAAGGCUGCCGAACGUUGAACUAGUUGGAGUUUCCGGGCCGUCUUCAAGGGCAGCCCCACGUAGAGUGCAUUGCAAUAGUCCAGUCUAGAGGUAACUAAGGCAUGGACCACCGUGGCCAGAUCAGACUUCACGAGGUAAGGUCGCAGUUGGCGCACAAGUUUCAAUUGUGCAAAGGCCCUCCCGGCCACGGCCGACACCUGAGCAUCAAGCGUCAGUGCUGAGUCCAGGAGGACCCCCAAACUGCGGACCUGCGCCUUCAGGGGGAGUGCGACCCCGUCAAGCACAGGUAGCCACCCAAUACCCCGAUCGGACAUACGACUGACCUGGAGGACCUCUGUCUUGUCGGGAUUAAGCUUCAGCUUAUUCGCCCUCAUCCAGCCCAUCACAGCUGCCAAGCACUGGUUCAGUAUCUGGGGGGCUUCCUUGGAGUUCGGUGGAAAGGAGUAGUAGAGUUGAGUGUCAUCUGCGUAGAGAUGGCACCGAACUCCAAAACUCCGGAUGACCUCUCCCAGUGGUUUCAUGUAGAUGUUAAAAAGCAUGGGGGACAGAAUGGAACCUUGCGGGACCCCACAGGUCAAAGGCCAGGGGUCUGAGCAGGUGUCCCCCAGCUUCACCAACUGGGAACGGCCCUCCAGGAAGGACUGAAGCCACGACAGAGCCAUGCCCCCAAGGCCCAUCCCGGAGAGCCGUCCCAGAAGGAUACCAUGGUCGAUGGUAUCGAAAGCCGCUGAGAUGUCCAAGAGAACCAGCAGGGUCACACUCCCCCUGUCCAGCUCCCUGCGGAGGUCAUCCACCAAGGCGACCAAAGCCGUCUCAGUACUGUGCCCAGGUCUAAAGCCAGACUGCGAUGGGUCCAGAAAAUCGGUGUCAUCCAGGAAACCCUGGAGCUGCGAGGCAACCACCCGCUCCAGGACCUUGCCCAAGAAAGGGAGGUUCGAGAUUGGUCUGUAGUUGUUUAGAAUGGCCGAAUCAAGGGAGGCCUUCUUCAAUAUAGGCCUCACUAUGGCCUGUUUGAGGACAGAUGGAAAUUUGCCUUGAUCCAAAGAGGCAUUAAUUAUCAUCACAAACCACUCUACCAACCCUCCUCUGGCCGGCGUUGGUCUCCUUCCCCAACUGCAGAGAAUGGAAGACAAAAAAUGACUACAACGACUGAUGAAGAUUCAUGAAUCCGUUGAGAUGGACAUAUUAACUACAUUGAUGAAGUAUAGAACCGCAUUGAAAGGAAAUAAGAGUAAAUAGAGAUACAAAUCAUAUAGUGAGUGAGUUUUGUAAAUUAGCGUUUGAUGUCAGUUAGUUUUGUUCUUAUUGUCCAAGGUGUGUGUCCUUGUUCCCUUUAUAUUUGUUAAAUAGUCUUUUUUUAAAAAAAUGUACCAAAAUUAUUAUUUGUAUAAAAUAUUGUUUUUAAAUACCAAAAUUGUAAUUUGUGUAAACAUGCUUUGAUUUGUUUUUCUUCUUUAGUCUUUGAAUAAAUAUUGUUUUUUAAAAA